UGCUUGGGAAGAAAGGAUAUCGAAAAUGAAAACUAGUGUUGGUGUAAUUUCUGGUACCCUAUAGGUGUGAAACUACCCAAUUCAGGGACACUAACGUCAGGGCGUUUCACUUCAAAGUCCGUAGCAAGCUGUGUAGAUUUGAAGAUUCAAUUCCGAAUCAGCCUUAGGAGUUUUUCUCAUCAUUUUAAAUUUAUUUUUUAAUUAUUUAAUUUUUUAUUUAGAUAUUUUUUGACAGUUCAUUUUGUCCCUGGAGAGUUAAAGGGAGUUAGAUCAUCCGCAUGAGCGAUUUGAGAGAUGAGAAGCAUUUGCAGGGUGGAAAACAACUCUAGACGUAACAAGCAAGUGACCUGUCUGUAGUGGGAUUUGAAAAAUACGUUCACGGCAGUGAGGGGGAGGAAUGGUUCCCUGAGCUCCAGGGCCAAUAGAGAACUAGAGAGGCAUUAUCCUCUAGGCUCUGGUGUCAUUCAUUCAUCAGUGACAAGUAUUUAUCACCUAGCACGUGCCAGGCAACAUGCAGUGGCAAAGGCAGCCACGAUCCCUGCCCUCAUGGAGACUGUAGAAAGGGUUUGAACCCUGGUUCUGCCAUUGUUGACCAUAGGACCUUACACCAGUUACUCUCCACUUCUCUGAGAUUUAAUGUCCUUAUCUGUAAAGUGGGGGUAUUAUGAGUUCCUAUCUAGUAGAUUUGAACAGAAGUUUCAAUGAGAUAUGCAGGAAAAACACGAAGCCAGAUGCCUGGCACACACCCAGAGCUCUCUCAUUAGUAAUGAUGCACAGUUAGAGUGAACUACGGAAAGACGGAAAACAGGAGUGUGGUUAACGACAGGAGAUACUGGGAGUGAAAGAAUAAUCACUAUUGUUGGAUUAGAAGUGACUUAGAUAAAUUGCUUAUCAGGCUAAAGCAUUCGUUUGUAGCAGAUGUGAUGUUUGAGCUAUAAAAUGAGACUGACCAGACGCAAAUGAUGUUUUUUAAAAAAUUGGAUACUGUAUUAUUCUAAGAAGUUUAUUUAUUUGGCAAGGGAUUUUUCUUUAUAAAGAAAGAAAUCAGUGGGAAAGUUGUCAUUUUCCCAAAUGCCGGAAAACAUAGUGCCCAGAGUUUUGAUGACUUUGGAGAAAGAUGGUACCGUGAGUUUGGAUGUGUUCAGCUUCCUCAACUGGCUUAAACGUCCAUCAGAAUUACAUUGGGAAUGAUGCAGAGAAGAGCCCCUUCUUCUUGUCCGUGACCCUUUCUGACCAAAACAAUCAGCGUGUCCCCCAGUACCGUGCCAUUCUUUGGAGAAAAACAGGUACCCAGAAAAUAUGCCUUCCUUACAGUCCCACAAAAACGCUUUCGGUGAAGUCCAUCUUAAGUGCCAUGAAUCUGGACAAAUUUGAGAAAGGCCCCAGGGAAAUUUUUCAUCCUGAGAUACAAAAGGACUUGCUGGUUCUUGAAGAGCAAGAGGGCUCUGUGAAUUUCAAGUUUGGGGUUCUUUUUGCCAAAGACGGGCAGCUCACUGACGAUGAGAUGUUCAGCAAUGAAAUCGGAAGUGACACUUUUCAAAAAUUUUUAAAUCUCCUGGGUGACACAGUCACUCUCAAGGGCUGGACAGGCUACCGUGGCGGUCUGGACACCAAAAACGAUACCACAGGGAUCCAUUCCGUUUACACUGUAUACCAAGGGCACGAGAUCAUGUUUCAUGUCUCCACCAUGCUGCCAUAUUCCAAAGAGAACAAACAGCAGGUGGAAAGGAAGCGCCACAUUGGAAACGAUAUUGUCACCAUUGUGUUCCAGGAAGGAGAGGAACCUUCUCCUGCCUUUAAGCCUUCCAUGAUCCGCUCGCAUUUUACACAUAUUUUUGCCUUAGUGAGGUAUGAUCAACAAAAUGACAAUUACAGGCUGAAAAUAUUUUCAGAAGAAAGCGUACCACUCUUUGGCCCACCCUUACCAUCCCCCCCGGUGUUUACAGACCACCAGGAAUUCAGGGACUUUUUGCUAGUGAAAUUAAUUAAUGGUGAAAAAGCCACUUUGGAAACCCCGACAUUUGCCCAGAAACGUCGACGUACUCUGGAUAUGUUGAUUCGAUCUUUGUACCAGGAUUUGAUGCCAGAUUUACAUAAGAACAUGCUUAAUAGACGAUCUUUUAGUGAUGUCUUACCAGAAUCGCCCAAGUCAGCACGGAAGAAAGAGGAGGCCCGCCAGGCAGAGUUUGUUAGAAUAGGGCAGGCGCUAAAACUGAAAUCCAUUGUGAGAGGGGAUGCUCCGUCCAGCCUGGCAGCUUCAGGGAUCUGUAAGAAAGAGCCUUGGGAGCCCCAGUGUUUCUGCAGUAAUUUCCCUCACGAAGCCGUGUGUGCAGAUCCCUGGGGCCAGGCCUUGCUGGUUUCCACUGAUGCUGGCGUCUUGCUAGUGGACGGUGACCUUCCGUCAGUGCCAGUGUUUGACAAAACUCUGCCAGUGAAGCAGAUGCAUGUGCUCGAGACGCUGGACCUUCUGAUUCUCAGAGCAGACAAAGGAAAAGACGCCCGCCUCUUUGUCUUCAGGCUGAGCGCUGUGCAGAAGGGCAUCGAGGGCAAACAGGCUGUGAAGAGCAAGUGUGAGUGCAGAGAGAACAAGCUCGAGAAGACAAAAGGCUGCCACUUGUAUGCCAUUAACACUCACCAUAGCAGAGAGCUGAGGAUCGUAGUUGCAAUUCGGAAUAAACUGCUUCUAAUCACGAGGAAACACAACAAGCCGAGCGGGGUCACGAGCGUCCCACUUCUGUCUCCCCUGUCGGAGUCACCUGUGGAGGAAUUCCAGUACAUCAGGGAGAUCUGUCUGUCCGACUCUCCUGCAGUGAUGACCUUAGUAGAUGGGCCAACGGAAGAGAGUGACAAUCUCAUCUGUGUGGCUUAUCGACACCAGUUUGAUGUGGUGAACGAGAGCACGGGGGAGGCCUUCAGGCUGCACCACGUGGAGGCCAACAGGGUUAAUUUUGUUGCAGCUAUUGAUGUGUACGAAGAUGGAGAAGCCGGUCUGCUCUUGUGUUACAACUACAGUUGCAUCUAUAAAAAGGUUUGCCCAUUUAAUGGUGGCUCUUUUUUGGUUCAACCCUCUGCAUCAGACUUCCAGUUCUGUUGGAACCAGGCUCCUUGUGCGAUUGUCUGUGCUUUCCCAUACCUCCUGGCCUUCACCACCGACUCCAUGGAGAUCCGCCUGGUGGUGAACGGGAACCUGGUCCACACGGCGGUCGUGCCUCAGCUGCAGCUCGUGGCCUGCAGGUCGGAUAUAUACUUCACAGCCACCGCUGCCGUGAAUGAGGUCUCGUCUGGAGGCGGCUCCAAGGGGACCAGCGCCCACAACUCUCCUCAGACACCCCCGGGCCGAGAGACUCCAGUAUUUCCUUCUUCCCUGGGGGAAGGUGAAAUUCAGUCAAAAAAUCUGUACAAGAUUCCACUCAGAAACCUUGUUGGCAGAAGCAUCGAGCGACCUCUGAAAUCGCCCUUAGUCUCCAAGGUCAUCACCCCACCCACUUCCAUCGGCGUUGGCAUCGCUGCCAUUCCUGUCACUCAUUCCUUGUCCCUGUCCCGCAUGGAGAUUAAAGAAAUAGCAAGCAGGACCCGCAGGGAGCUGCUGGGCCUCUCCGACGAAGGUGGACCCCGGUCAGAAGGAGCACCAAAGGCGAAGUCAAAAGCCCGGAAGCGGUUAGAAAGCCAGGGAGGCCCCAAGCCAGGGACAGUGAGGUCAACGAGCAGCGACAGGAUCACCUCGGCUUCCUUGGAAAGUCCUUCUACUUCCGAAGCCAAUCCCGAGGGGCGUUACCACUCGACAGGCUCUGAGCAGGAGCCCAUGGCAGACAGAGAAGGCAGCCCAGUCUGGGGCAGCAGCCCCUUUCAGCUCACGGCUUCCUCGGAUGAAGACAUCAUUGACUUGAAGUAAACAGAGCCCGAAUCCAGUCCGCCAUCUUUAAUUUUCUUAUGGAGGUUUAUACUCUUUAACCAGUUCUGACGUCAUUUCUCAACAAAAUGUGGCUUUUAGCCUGUCCGUGAUCUAUUGGACCAAACCUUCUGCACACUCGGCCAGUUUGGGUCACUCUCCAGUGUCCGGUGCCAUCUUCCUUGACCUUUGUUUCUUUCUGUUCAGGAACCAUCAGUCCCCUUGUAAUAAAGGUGGUAGAUUUCAUUGAGGUUUUAGAUUGAAACUUUGAAUAAAUCAAAAAUGUUCAUUCUUAUUUA
Equus caballus (horse) is the source of this 4188-nucleotide messenger RNA. The record is from RefSeq and is a predicted model, not a curated record. Lineage: Eukaryota; Metazoa; Chordata; Mammalia; Perissodactyla; Equidae.